Messenger RNA from Cyphellophora attinorum, 435 nucleotides. RefSeq lists its product as uncharacterized. The record is from RefSeq and is a predicted model, not a curated record. NCBI's taxonomy places the organism in Eukaryota, Fungi, Ascomycota, Eurotiomycetes, Chaetothyriales, Cyphellophoraceae. The transcript is spliced from 2 exons. Bases 1 to 435 code for a protein of 144 amino acids.
AUGGAGAUUGACAAGGAGAAGGAUGCAGACCGCCAUUUUCACCUGGGAUCGGGCCGAAGGCUCUAUCAAUUGAUGCAUGAGCGCGGUCGAAAGUUUCAGCUAACUGCUACCAUACGGGUCAGAUACACCCUCGCUCUCUGGCGCAGUUAUGGAACCGUUCCCAAGAGUUGUGAGACUGUCGUUGUGGUGUAUCUUGACAUCCAUUUCGAUAUGGACACCAACCAGGUCAUCUCGAGACAUCGCUUCGAAGAAGAUUUCGAUGUCUACAACGCCAUGCGUGACGGGGAAUCUCAGUUCUUGAAUGACGACGUAAUUGCAUUCGGACCGUUGCCAGAUCUGGACAUCAACGACGACAUCAAAGGUUAUCUCGAAGCGCGUUAUGCCCGAUGGCCGAAGAUCCCGGACAAGAGCGGCGAUCUCUGGGCAGAAGGAUAG